Molecule: messenger RNA, 1079 nt
Organism: Bacillus rossius redtenbacheri
Lineage: Eukaryota; Metazoa; Arthropoda; Insecta; Phasmatodea; Bacillidae
Product: E3 ubiquitin-protein ligase MARCHF3-like
Exons: 4
Coding region: 369-1013 (214 amino acids)
Biological process (GO): protein ubiquitination
Molecular function (GO): ubiquitin-protein transferase activity; zinc ion binding
Source: RefSeq, a predicted model, not a curated record
AGGCUUAUGAAAAAUAAGUGCCUCAGAUUUUCUCACCCUCAGUUACAAUAAUGAUUUUCGCAGUUUUGAAAUUGUAUUUUUGUUAUACUUCGCAAAUCCAGGAGAUCAUAACUAAAGCGAAGGGUUACUUAAAUUAAAUAAGCAAAAUUAUAAUGCGAUAUCCUCGUUAAAAAUUCCAGAAGCGCAAUUCGAAGUUAAAUGAGCAUGAUAUCUCGAGCGUGAAAAUGACAAUGUGUUGAUAUCAAGUUUUCCCAAAAACUAUACAACUAUAGAGUUCUAAAGUUUUUGGUUUGCCUCGAAAUCUCUAAAAAAUAUACAGGACGGGCCUCUGUGUUCUGCCAGAAGACUGCUGAUCGCCGAGCAGCCGGAUGCAGUCUGCUGGGACUGCGGGAGGAGGGGCGCCGGUCGGCGAUGACGUCAUCUCCGGCACCUCCGGCGAGGAGAGGAUGGUCACAGUCUCCUUCGCCACUUCGGAGCAGCGAGAGGACUCUGUCAACACGGUGGAUGUGCGGGCGAGCUCCAGCGGCAGUGGCAGUGGGCUGAUGAGCCAGUCGCUGUGUUGCCGUAUCUGCCUGGGCCUGAGCGAGGAGUCGCUGCUGUCUCCCUGCCAGUGCGUGGGCUCGCUGGCCUUCGUUCACCGCUCCUGCCUGGAGAAGUGGCUCAGCUCGUCCGGGCGCGACUACUGCGAGCUGUGCGGGCACAAGUACCGCGUGCAGCGGGUUCCUUGUUAUGGCCUUUGUGCCAGCCUGCGGGUCUGGGCGCUCCACCCCAGUGUGCGGGAAGAUCUGCGCUACUGCGAUAGUAUGGUGAUUCUCUGCUUCUUCGCGGUGACGGUGAUCGCGUGGACGUGCCUGCGCGCCGGCCGCGUGGACUCGGUGGACCCGGCGGAGGCCGUGUUCUGCUGCCUCGCCCUGCUGUCGCUGGCGGUGGCCCUGCACGUGCUCGGCACGCUGCUGGCGGAGUGGUGGCUGUGGUGGCGCAGCUGCUCGCGCGCGCACCUCGUCGCCGACUAGUCGCCCCACCGCCCGCUCCUUUACGUCACCUGCACCGCUUCCAAUAAAACAUAAUUCCAAAUAUUA